Messenger RNA from Halichondria panicea, 5137 nucleotides. RefSeq lists its product as uncharacterized. The coding region runs from base 31 to 4902 and encodes 1623 amino acids. Lineage: Eukaryota; Metazoa; Porifera; Demospongiae; Suberitida; Halichondriidae. The transcript is spliced from 22 exons. Gene Ontology annotation, cellular component: membrane. Gene Ontology annotation, biological process: cell communication. The record is from RefSeq and is a predicted model, not a curated record.
UUUAACGAUACUUAUCGUCGGAGUUGCAUCAUGGUUGAGAUAAGAGAAGAUGAACGUUACGAAUUUGAAGAGCAGUUUUCUCUGCAAUUUAUUGCGCUUGAAGGCACUAGUAUACCUAGUACCCUUGUACUCGAUCCACCCACAAGUACAAUUGUAAUCCGAGAUGCUCCAUUUGAGGGAUGCUACAACAAUUCUGCCUGCUCUGGUGAUAGCCUGGGACCUACAAAUGCUGAGGAUUGCUGUGUCAGCAGCGUAGGGACGUAUUUCAGUGAUGAAACUACUUGCUUCCAGUGCAUAGUAUACGGCUGGGGCACAGACAGUUUCCCUGCUAGUGAGGCCCAAUCACCUUACAGUAUUCCACUUGUCUACUCCAAGGGUCCAGCUACUCAAAUCGUUUUCACUGCCAAUGACACUUUAAAAGGAACAGCUACUCAAAACGUCGACUACAUUCAAAACCAACAAGUUGUGACUCUAUCUCUCAAUGCUGGUGCAACUCUUUCUGUCACUUUUUUAAUUGACACGAUUGCAUUCGAACCUGAUGAGACGUUUGUGCUGGAGCUUUCAGUGACUUCAAUUACACCAGCAACGAGUGUACCACUUCUGAAUGCUUCUCUACUAAAUGUGUUCUUUCAAAGUAGACAAAACUUCAUUAUACAGGACAGUACAGAUGAACCUCAAGUACAAUUCAGGGGAUGCUUUACUGAUCCUGGCUGUGCUACUCUUGCUGUGGGGGGACCUUCUUCCAAUGCUGAGGACUGUUGUGUCAAUAAUAAUGCAGGACUGUAUUACAAUGAUGGUGGUCAAUGCUGGCAGUGCAUAGUGUACGGCUUUGGCUCGGACAACUUCACUAGACCAGAGGCCCAAUUUCCUUAUGAUGUUCCAUUUGGAUACUUCAAGGGUCCAUCUAAUGCACAGCUUAGGAUGGCCAUUGACUACAAUGGGGAAGGAACAGCUUCAGAAGAUGAGUUUGGUAUAGGUCAGAGUGUUGUUUCUCUACCUCUCAACCCUGGCGGAACUAUCUCCAUCACCUUCCAAGCAGACAGAGUGGCAUUGGAACCAGAUGAGACUUUUGUGUUGGAGUUGACACUGAUUGAUGUGAUAAAUGGUGUUAGAGGAAACUUUGAGAUGUCUUUACCAAACGUUUUCUUUCGAAGUAGACAAAAGUUCAUUAUACAGGACAGUACAAUUCAAGCCCAAUUCACUGGAUGCUUCACUGAUCCUGACUGUGCUACUCUUGUUGUGGGGGGACCUUCUUCCAAUGCUGAGGACUGUUGUGUCAAUAAUAAUGCAGGACUGUAUUUCAAUAAUGCUGGAAGAUGCGUCCAGUGCAUAGUGUACGGCUGGAGCUCGGACAACUUCACUAGCCCAGAGGGCCAAUUUCGUUAUGAUGUACCACUUGCAUACUUCAAGGGUCCAUCUAAUGCACAGUUGAGGAUGGCCAUUGACUACAAUGGGGAAGGAACAGCUUCAGAGGAGGAGUUUGGUAUAGUUCAAAGUGUUGUCACUCUACCUCUCAACCCUGGAGGAACUACCUCCAUCAUCUUCCAAGCAGACAGAGUGGGAUUGGAACCAGAUGAGACUUUCGUGUUGGAGUUGAGACUGUUUGGCGUGGCAAAUGGUGACAGAGAUCUUUAUGAUCUAUCUUUGCCAAAUGUUUUCUUUCAGAGUAGACAGCAAUUUAUCAUACAAGAUACCACUAGUAUCGUUUUUCAAGUGAGAGAGAGUAACAAUCUUCGAGUUGUAAAUGAAGGUGAUGCAUCCAUCCCCAUUGAAGUGACAGUGGCCAAUGAGGUAGAACUGGCCUUCGAUAUCUCACUAGUUUUGACACCAAUGAUCGCUCCUGAAGAUUUUAGGCCUCUACCAACUACCAGACCAUUUGCACGAGCUAACACUAACCCAGACAGGAUAGAUUUCUUUACUACACCCAUCACACUGAAUUUUGUGGCUGGCAGGAAUCGUCUUUUGGCUGUAAAUGCACGUGCCUUGAUAUUUGAUGAUUUAAUUGACGAAGCCUUGGAAUAUUUUGUGAUUACUUUAACUUUUCAAAACCCUGAUGAUGUGCCGCCAUUAGCUUCAAUUGAAAGCGGUAUAAUUCGUAUCGACAUUGUAGACAACGAUGAUAUCUUUAUUGGAUUUGCCCUACCAAGUACAACAUAUCCGGAGGUUGAAAGCGAUCACCAAAUUCAAAUUAUCAAAGGAGAAGGCAAUGUCACUGAACAAACCAUCAGUUUUGUGGUUCAUUUGUUCCAAACUGCUCCAGAAGGACUUGAAACUGCAACUCCCUCAGAUUCCACAGGGGACAACGAUUUCUCAUUUCCAUCAACAAUUUUGCUCUCAAUAUUACCAACGGAAAAUGACACAUUUACAUCAGAUUUAACUAUAUUUGGGGACGAUCUGCCUGAGGUAACAGAAGCUGCUCAACUUAGACUAAGUCUACCCACUGAAAUGGAUAGAAUGUUCCCAGUGUUUGAGACCCUCCCCGAAUACGCUGAAUUCUUCAUCAUUAUUGAAGAUGAUGACCCAUUCCGCAUUGGCUUCGAGAACACCUCGUACAUAGUUAACGAAGGGAUUGGAUUUCUGGAAGUGUGUGUGAGAAUGUUUGAACCUCCAGAGGAAAGUUCAAUAGGAGAAUUAAUGGUCGGUCUUGGGGUUGAAACUGUACGAGGCACAGCAGAUGGAGAUGACUAUACGGAAAUGACUGGAGCCCGUGAUGCCUAUUCUGUAAGCUCUAGUGAUACUAAUCGUCGGAGUUGCAUCAUGGUUCAGAUAGAAGAUGAUAACCGUUACGAAUUUGAAGAGCAAUUUUCUCUGCAAUUUAUUGAGCUUGAAGGCACUACUUUAUCUAGUACUCUUGUACUCGAUCCAGCUCGCAGUAAUAUCACAAUUUUGGACAAUGAAGACGUGACUGUGGGUUUCAUUAACCCUCCAUACUCUGCCAGGGAGGACGAAGGACCAAUGAUAUUCACUGUGGGAGUGACUGGUCGCCAUACAUUGAACCGAGAUAUUGAGUUGUUCUUCUCGACUGCGAACGGUCUGAUAGCAGAUUUUGCUGCUAUGGCUGGUCUGGAGUACACUUCUAUUAUCAACAUGCCAAUCAUUCUGAGGCCAGGCAUGCAAACCAUACAGAUCGCAGUUGAUUUGAUCAAUGAUUCAAUAUUUGAGAAUGAUGAAAUGUUUCAAGGUACACUAACCAUCAUUAGUGGGGAGAGAGUGUCCCUGAGUCCAGGCACUGCCGACGCUACAAUCAUCGAGGACGAAGUUGUUUGUCAAGAGUUGGAAUUGCUUGUUAAUGGUCGUAUUGAGUACUCACCUGACACGACGGCUCCAUACCUCGAGGGAACUAACGCUGAGCACAUCUGUUUCCCUGGGUUCUUUCUUAUCGGAAACGUGAUCAGAGUUUGUCAGAGUGACAGCACUUUCAGUGGAGUACCACCAACGUGUCAACCCAUUCAGUGUAAUCCCCUCGAUGGAAUUGAGAAUGGAGUCAUCACCUACGCUACUGACAUCACACCUAACCAUGAUCUGGGCACUAUGGCUACUUAUGAGUGUGACCCUGGGUAUUUUCUUGACUCCCUUGGGGGAUCUAUAACUAGAACUUGUAUGGAUGAUAAUGGACUGGAUGCUAUUGGACACUUUAGUGGACAAGCUCCAAGAUGUAUUCGUCCAUGUGACAAUCUUCCACCGUUAUUCAACGGAAUGAUCACCUACAAUACAUCCCAAGGACUUCUAGAGACUGUUGCCACCUACACUUGUAAUGAUGGGUUCACACUUCUUGGAAGUCAUCUAAGAAUCUGUGAGGAGGGAGUGUGGGAGGAAGCUAGCCCUUCAUGCUUACAAGAUGCUAUAACUCCAAGUGGUACUCCAAUGAUUGGACGAAGCUUCUCCUUAUUAUGCACUGUGACUGAGACUGACUCACUUCAGCUCACCAUUUCCUACUACUGGUUCAGAGGACAACUGCCACUUACUACUAAUUCUGGUCUUCUCACCUUCGACACAUUGUUCCUGUCAGACGCUGGACUGUACAGAUGUGAGGUCACUGUGGGCUCUGAUGAGCACCAAAUUACUGUUAACUCAAGCUAUGACAUCGAUUUCAAAAGUCUUCACGUCCAGCUGCGACUCAUUAUCAGUUCUAAUUGCGGAGCAUACACUCAGUCAGAAACAGCUAUCAAAACGAGCGACAUCACUAAUGAAUUUUCCCACGGUGUCGAUGAGCUUUGUCAAUGUGGUUUCAACACAUCUCUUAUCUCAAGACCAUUUAUCCGCUGCUUUGAGAACUCUCCAAAUCAUGUGACAUACAGAGCAGUUCUGAGCAGCAGUAAAAUUCUCACAAUUUUAUCCUUUAUUGAUCGAUGGAGCAAAGAGACUCCCAGCAUCAUUGUGCAGAGUGCAGGACUUCGCAUCAACAGCACUUGUCCGGUGAUUAUUGCCAAUCCUGAUAGUCCCGAAUGCCCUGAAGAUCUCACUAAUCGCACGUUGAUAAUAACAGUAAACACAGAUAAUACUCCACUUUUGAGUGUAGGUGCUGUGAUUGGCAUUGUGAUUGGAUCAUUGGCUCUUAUAGUUGCUCUAUUGGUGAUCGUCAUUUUGCUGGUUGCUCUGAGAUGUCAGAGAUAUAAAUCGAAGACCUUGUGUAUCAAUGAAAGUAACCCACCAGAUCUAGAUAUGAAACCUGAAACUGUUCCGGAUGAGCUUCCUGAUCAUGCCUAUGAUUACAUCAGUGUAUUUCAAGAAGCAAAUUUGAAGGGCACAUCUGGAAACCUUCAACCCUCUGUAUCAGGGGACGGUGCUUCAGAGGUGCAGUUUGAACUAACACCUUGUGAUGCUUAUGGGCCUGGAAACCCUCAACCCUCUACAGUAGGGGACGAUGCUUCAGAGAUGCAGAUUGAACUAACCAUCCUGUGAUACUUACGAGCCUGUAACAGUACUGUCCAUGCAGGAUGACAGUUAAUUAGUUAUAUUGUACAGAAGAGAUUAUAAUUAUAGUACUAUACAUGUGAAGCUGAACAUAGUUAACGAGUGUUGCAAGCGUGCGCUUGCUAAUGCCUCUCGCCAUGUUUUUGCUUUCGCUCAAAAGUAUUAGAGUGUUAUAGAAGAGGUAAAUAAUUUGCAAUGUGCUUUAAUUGUUUCACAAGAAAGG